This is a messenger RNA of Helobdella robusta, 1089 nucleotides long. RefSeq lists its product as hypothetical. The coding region runs from base 1 to 1089 and encodes 362 amino acids. Lineage: Eukaryota; Metazoa; Annelida; Clitellata; Rhynchobdellida; Glossiphoniidae. The record is from RefSeq and is a predicted model, not a curated record. The transcript has 4 exons.
AUGUGCAGUAGAAAUAUUUUUUAUUUCAUCUUCAAUAAGUAUUUAAUUGUGGCUUGCGAAAAUUUUCAAAUUUUGAAAAAGUACUCUGACGAGGAGCUUGGCAACUCCUGUUAUAUAAAAACCCUCACCCUGCUAUUUGAUGGGACGAAGCACUCAACAUUGGUGUACUAUUUGUAUUCAAGUAGCCAACAACAUCAACAACUACAACAACGACGACAUAAUUAUCAACACCAACAUAUCAACCAACAGCCAUUCCACUUUCCAAGUUAUGGCACUUUCCAGCCACAUGAAAAUCUGAAACCUCAUUUCGAUCACCAUCACCUCCUUCGAAAAUUAAAUCAUGGCUUAUCGAAAAACAAUGAAGACUUCGAUGUGCAACAUUUUAUCAGUGACCAGACACACAGUUACAACAAUUUCAACAACAAUCACCACAACAACAACAACAACAACAACAACAACAUUCACAACUUCCAAAACCACAAGAAAAACAACGUAAAUAAGCAUGAAGGCAGCAACAUUAGUAGCGCCACCAACAAAUCCCCAAACAAAAUAAAUAACAUUCACGAGUCCCAUCAUGCUACAAACGUCCUCUCCAACAAUCGCACAAUCAACGUGGCGGCCGAUCCGCAGUUCAACUACUUCACAUACAACCACAACCUGCUUUAUAGCAACAAAGUAUCACAAGUUAACAAUUAUCUAAAUAAUUUUUAUCCACCACUACAAAACAAGAAUGUUAAUCAUUAUUACAACUUGAAGCCACCACCGCUACCACGACCGCGUCUCUACUUUUCAAUAUUCUUGCGGGUGCGUACGACGCUGAGUGACUGCCACAUCAUGCAUGUGUACAAGUCCAACGUCCAACACGUGUACAGCCUUUCACUGAUACAGAAGAAGUUUCAGCUGGAAAUCACGAAGAGAUCCAAGCUGAUGCUGUGUAAUAGCUAUGCUUCGCACUUGUACAUGGAUCACUGCCUGGCAAUUGGGGCGGAGAAGGCAAAAUAUCUGAUCGAAUGUGGAAUGAAAAUGCUCCUUACAAGCUUGUUGUUCCUCCAAACAGUUUCAAACAUCAACGUAAAGAAGAUUUUUUAA